This is a messenger RNA of Acanthisitta chloris (rifleman), 731 nucleotides long. It is a transcript of the gene GIMD1, whose product is annotated as GIMAP family P-loop NTPase domain containing 1. The coding region runs from base 23 to 694 and encodes 223 amino acids. The record is from RefSeq and is a predicted model, not a curated record. The transcript has 3 exons. Gene Ontology annotation, molecular function: GTP binding. NCBI's taxonomy places the organism in Eukaryota, Metazoa, Chordata, Aves, Passeriformes, Acanthisittidae.
UUUGUGGAUAAAAGCAUAGACAAUGGCAGACGCCAAUGAGAUGACCAUCAACCUUGUUGUCCUUGGAAAAACUCAGACUGGCAAAAGUGCUGCUGGGAACAACCUGCUGGGGAGCUCAGACUUUGAGAGCCAUUACUCCCCAAGGUCUGUGACUAUGUGCUGUAGCCUCGGAUGCAGCUGCCGCAUUUUGGGGAUUAUACGCAGAAAUGGCUGUGAACUAGCUCUCCGUGUCCGAGUACUUGACACUCCAAGCUACCCUCACAGUGGGCUGAGCAAAGAGCAUGUGAGAGACACAGUGAGAUCAGCCCUGGCUUACCACUUUGGGGAGGAAGGCCUGCACCUAGCUCUCUUGGUCCUGAGGGCUGACUUGCCUCUGUGUCCAGAUGAAAGUGAUGAUGCAGUUCAGUUCAUCCAGGAACUUCUGGGUCCCAAUUGGAAGGAUUUCACUGCAGUUCUACUUACUCAUGCUGACAAGGCAGAAGAGGCUGGAUGCAGUGAGGAAGAAUACCUGCACAGUGCCUCAAGUACCCUAUUGUCACUACUGAACUCACUACAGCACAAAUAUAUUUUCCUUGAUAACCAGAGGAGCAUGAUUAAAGAGGAAAGAACUAUUGUCUUAAGAAAGCUCUUGAACUUUAUAAGACAAAAUAAUUAUCAAGCUCUUCUACUUAAAAACAAUAAGAAACAAAAUUAGCUUUCAGGUACUCCUUUGCCUAUUUUCUAUGCUAUUU